UCGUAGGGUGGUGUUGUGAUUACAAGAGCAUUUUUAAAAUUCAGUAAAUUUCAAACCAUAAUAAUUAUAAUGACCUAUUAGUUCAACAUAUUAUAUCCACGAUAGUGUAAUCAAUAGUUAUUUGAAAGUUAUACAUUUUCAAAGUGAUAAUAAGGAAUAUUGCAGGUGAAGAUGUCUAUAGGAUGGGGCGAGUUGCCUCAUCUUCCACUGAGGUGUGUGCUCGAUCACCUCAGCACGAAAGACGCCCUUGCAGCAACCUCCACGUGCAAACAUUGGAGGUCUGCUCUUUUCAUGUAUGAAGGACACAAAGAGACUCUAAAACUUCGAGUGGAUGAUCUGGAGAAGAGCAUAUUUGUCACCCGCUUGUUCAAAAAGCACACGAAAAGGAUCCAUGUCUACAUCAACACCACUGGCCCGGAGUUUCAAUCCUUUAAGAACUAUGUCCUGCCACAGUUAUUCGAUACACGAACGCUAACCGAGCUUGUCUUCAUUGGCCCGAAUUAUUUGCAUGAGAAUAGAAAUUUCCCCUCUGCAAAACUGGACAGAAUAAUGAUGGAGAGUUUAAUAUUGAAGCACAAACAAAGCCUUCAGAUUCUGAACCUGAUGGGGUGUAGACUGCGGUCGACUAGGAACUUCAGCGAUGAUUUCAGCCACGAACCUGUGGAGUAUUGUUCUGACAGAGUGUCGUUCAACAGUGUGCCCUCGCCGGCUGAUGCAGUACUGUCCAGUGCCAACGUCAAUCUCAUGAUCACAUCCUCGCUGCGGCACGUGGCGUUUGAAUAUGAAACUAUUCGCAUGGCCGCACUCCAAACUCUGCUGGAACUGCCGCACCUCGACAGCAUAGCUCUGACCAUCGGCCCCAAGAACAACAAGGCUCUACAAAGGCUGGACUGGUGCAAGGAACUGAACCACCUAAAUGUUUCUGUUAAUAUUAUUGGGGUUCGCAAAGGGAGAUUCGAAGAAAUAAUAGAAAAUGUACUGGUGCAGGGACUGAGGCUGACUUCGCUGAAGGUCAUGUUCUGCCAAACUUUGUUCGGCCCGCUGGUAGACCACGUGAUAAACAGUUACAGCUCGACACUGAAAGAGUUUGUUUGGGCCGACGCGCCUUGCGAUACCUUCGAGCCAAAGAACAGAACGGUCAAACCAUCACUCGAUACUGAGUAUGGAAUGUGUCACGUGAAUCCAUUGAUCCUGAUGUGCUGGCAGUGUGGGAAUUUGAGGAGGCUCGUGAUACACGGCUACUGGGUUUGGCAGUAUGAUGUUGUUGGAUUUGUCCGUCUUCGUACCACAUUGAUGGAGAUGGAAAUAUCAGCAAUCCUCCAUCAAGAGAAUCAAAACCAGGUCAAGGAAGGCAAGGAUUGUGUCUCCAGAGUGUUCGGAUCCGAUCACGUCAAACCAAUACGACCACAAUUGGUCAAGCAAAUCAACGAGUUCACCACGUUUGAUUGGUCGCCAUGCGUGUGGAAGGAACUGCAUCCAGCGCUGCGGAUGUACGCAACGAGCGAACAACGGGCCGACUACAUAGUCACCGAAGUCAACCGAGCUCUCUAAGAAUUUAUUGAAAUUUCAAGAAUAGCGACUGAAACUUGGCGUCCCUCUAUCGACGCAGCACUGGUAAAGUGAACAGCUUGCUUUUAUAAACCAUCACGAGAAAACCAUAUUUACACCGUUUGCUAUGUACUCACGCAUACCAAUAUGGAAUACAUCUAUGUUUUAAUUUGCAGAAUCGUACAUAUAUAAACUGAAUUUGUAAAGAAAUAAAAGAACGAAUAUAUGUAAAAAAAUCAUAUCUCAUGAAGCUAAUUAUAAAGAAGACCAUAUUGUAAACACAAUGAGUUCAAAAAUAGAACAUCUUGAAACUAUUAAUUUAGAAAAUAUUCCAUUUAAUGAUUAAUAUUCGUAUUAUUUAGAAUAUAAUAUGUAAAAGUAUUAAUUCGAAAUUAUUGUCGUAUGUUGAGUUCGUCUGAAGUUGAUAAAAUUGUAGAUACCAAUUUGCUACGAAUUAUUUAUCGAUAGAAACGUAGCGACCUUGUGUUUGAUUACAGCUAUGUACCACAGAACAAUGCUUUAGAAUAUAAGCGACGCUCGCUAUACAGUUUGCGAUAGCUAAAUGACAGUCGCUAUUCCGAAACGAUGUUAUUUAUCAACUAUCGGCGAACAGUCUAUUUUCAAUCACGAUUGAACCUCUUUGAAUCUCAGUAUAGCGAAUCAUGAACUCGCAUAAAAAUAUAGGCCUUAGAAUACUAAUAGGCACAUGUAACACGGAGUAAUGCAGCAUCUCGCGAAAUUUCGCGGCGGAAAUAUGCCGAAGCGUCUAGUUUAUGCAUAUGCUUGCCAAAGUAAUAUGUUAUGUAAUGAUAUUAUUGUGCUUCACACAUUUUUAUAAACAAAAUAUAUAGAAAGUAUAGAAUAUAAUUUGGUACUUCUAAUUUGGUCAAACGUAAUUGUGCGAAUUUCGCGUCGGUUUCGUAAGAUGUUUCGCUGGACACACGCACUAAGAUUCUGUGUGUUACCGCGUAAUGUUUAGGUGUAAUCAUUUGACGUAAUUUAAAAUAAUUAUAAAGUGUUAUCAUCAGUAUAGUUAAUUUUAUCUCAAUUAAUAACUAUAUCAAAUUUAAGUAUGUAUAGUAAAAUAUUUCUCAUUAUUGUUGUAAGUUGAAUGUAACCAGUACUAACUGAAAAAGACGCGGACGUAUGACGUCUCAAAUAGUGAUUGCCUAAAUUAAAAAAAACCGAAUUGAAAGUCUCAGAUUGGUCAAUAUCUUGAUACGUUUUUUUUUUGGGUUAAAAUAAUGUAGGAUAAAAUAUUAUCGUUAGUAAGAACGACGUUGGUGUGGGGUUUUUGAAUAUCGAAGCUCAGCAUUUUUUUAAAUAAUCUCAAAUUGUUGGAGUAUUAGGUUACCAAUAUGUUUAAAUACCAAUACUUUGAGGCCUAAAUCUCGAAUGAAAUAUUCGGAGUUAAUUUUAUAAACAUAACAUAACAUAAACAAUUCAAAGUUCCUCAUUAACGGAUGUCUCGUUUCCGACAUGUUUAUAUAUCUAUUUAAAUUUAAAAUGAUAUUUUAAACGCACGUAGCAUUGCUUAAUAUUUUUACAUAUUUUUCACGCUACAUUUCAAAUCGGUCUAAGCAAUGUUUAAGUCGUUUUGUGUUUUCAAUAAAUUUUUAAAGCAACGUUUUGAAUAUUUUUUUCAUAAUAGGAUUUUAAAUCACUUUUUUAACGUCAAAAACUACGAAAUUUUGCUCAGAUUCGAUACAUACUCAGAUUGUAUUGUGGUUCUGAUGUAUAAUGUGAGUCAGUAAGCUCCAAUUGUCAGUGCUUAGAAACAAGUUGGUCUUUUGUGCAUGAAAUGCACAAAAUUAUUUAUUACUACAACUAUUUGUUCCAGCCAACUUGUGAUUCGCAGAAGCCUCCUUCAGUCCUUAUAGGAUUCUCGGAGUGAAUGGGUGCCGAUAGGUAUGUUUUCCCGGUAUGCAUCCUGGCACACAUCUUACAUCAAAGUGACGAGCGCAAUGGUGAUGCCGCUCAAAAUUUUGGUUUUUUAAGAAUCCUAAGCGGCACUGCAUCGUGAAGGACAGGGCGUAUCACUUACCAUCAAGUGAACGUAUUGCUCGUCGCAUCACUUUUUCACUUUCAAAUCAAAUGACUUCAAUGGUGUUUUGCAGGUCUUAUCUCUCUCUUUACGAAAUAUUUACCUAGUGAUGCCUUACUACCAGGACAUUCAUUCGGUUUCCAUAAUCAACAAAUUGUUCUUCCUAGUUUUCUCCUACUUCAGUUGGAGCCUACUCUUCCUAUCUCACGGCAACAAGAUGUUAUAUUGAGUGUAUCGGAUUCAGGUAGUAAGUACCUCCAUAUCAGGAAACUUCUUCAAAGUAUAAAGUAUGGUGGACAAAUAUGCCAUUAUAUCAUAGGAGGUCUUUCUUGGCAUCAUCAGAAGUAAUGUAGAAGACCAAAGGACGAAAGCGUUGCUUAGACCUUUCACGUUGUUAAGCUUUAAAAGUAAACAAAUCGCCUUAACAAGCAGUCCCUUUAGAUAGAAAAAAAAAAUGAUUCCACUAAUCGAUUUUCAAAUGUCGACAACUUGAAUAACGAUUUAUAAACAGGGUGACCGUAUUGUGAAUAAUCAUUUGUUAUCGAGCGUUUCCACUGGAGAAAUUGUAUUAAAUUGGUAUUUUUAUUCCGUGUUUAUAAUCAUCAUAGGUAACAGAAACAUUUUUAUGUCAUUACUGCUGAGACAUUAUUGUUACUUUAUGAUGUAAGUACAUGGCGAUCAUAUAUGAUAUAUAUGAUAAAUAAAUAUCAGUCAAUACUUAGUAAACCCGAAGUUAAGUUAUGAAUUACGCAAUGCGUGGACUAAGCGCGGCUUAGUAGCUAUUCGCGUGACGCGGAAGUAAGAAGCGGUCCAUACGGACCUGUCGGUGCUUGCGCUUAACUAACGACGAGAGUCACAAUCAUAGGGAUAUUUGUUCAAAAAUUAGGUAGGUACUUAAAUUUAUUACAUAAUUAGAAACGAGUACCGAGUACUCUCCUUAAAUAAUGUGUGUCAGAGAGUCAGUCGUACAUACUGCAUAACAUUUAUUAUAUAUAUAUAUAUAUAUAUAUAUAUAUAUAUAUAUAUAUACCUUAAAACUAUUUAUUUUUACCAUCUGCCAUCAUUUUGUGAACAAAAUUUUUUAGGUCGCCACAUAAACUUUUUAUAAUCUUUACUAAUUUAACUUGAUUACGUAUAUAUAUAAUAUAAUAGCGCCUUGUAUCUCAAUCAAUAAAAACACAUUUUCCUAAAAAUUACCUAAUUAAUAUUCAUCCAAGAAAAUAUAAUGUUAUUAUGUUAAAAUGACACAGAGUAUAAAAAGUAGUAAAAUGCGCUAGUGAAACAUUCGUUGUGUCUGGAAUUAUUUUUAAUUAUCCUCUCCAUUUUAAUCGCGUACUCUACGUACGUAUGUCGUAUCAUAUCAUCUCCUAAAAUGGACUGUAUCAGAGCGUCAUAAAAUCUUUGGCAUUUGUAAUAAUUUCUGUUACCUGUGGUGUAUUGUAACAUAAUCGCCACUAAGCGAACUUUCGUCCAGUUGAAGCGUUUGUUGCACUUCGAUCAAAAGUUCUACUGGAUUUGUGUUUUCAAAAUAUCGGAACGGCGCACAUUCCUAUUUCUUAAAUUUAUAAUCUGCUUCCGGUCAGUGGACUCGGCGAGAGGACGAAAUAUUUUUCACAUGUGACAUCACUUUACAAAGAGAUGACACUAAUAUCAAGCAGUUUGAGAUGUCAGGUAUUACGGUCUUUUAUCAAAACAGUACUGUCAUAAACAUUUAAAAAAAUGUCAUCUAUUUUCGGCCCCUGGGAGUCCACUUAGUUUAAGUCCAGUAAAAUUAUUGAUCGAAGCAUCUAUAGCGUGUACAUUAAUACCGAGAAACGCCGAAUGAUAUGUUUCCUGGCAACAUCUCUCGUCACGAAUUUAUCGCGUAGUCGUUAAUAUCUUAGAAACGGUUAGGAAAUACGCGCGCUGAAACCCAAUCGCACAGUUAAUAUGUUCCGAAAUACCAAUGCGAUUAUACCGUCUGUCUUGUCUGUAUACAAUUCUGUAGAUAAAAUUGUAAAUUAUCACAAAUAAGAAAACGGCUGCCGAUGUAAUCAUUGAAGCACAGAAAUUCUGCGACCGCCAUCAAAUGCGCUCAUCACAGUUUACCUAGAAUUUUACGUCUUAAUUUACUCGUACAAAUUCAAAAGAGGAAUAUAAGUAUGCCACAGGCUGAUAAGAGAAGGGUAUACAAUCAAUAACCUAAUAAUAUUUAAUUUUAGUUAGUCCAUGAAAUAGCUAUAUUAAAAAAAUAUAUAUCAAAAUUAAAACUAUAUCGCAAUAUAGAAAUUCACUCACCAAUCACACUUCGAUAACUGAUAAGUUUUUAUACUUUAUAAAUAAAGACUUUUGUUAAUUACUUAAAAAUUUUAAUACACGAGUACUUAGAUGAUUAAAUAAUUUGAUAUACUUUGUCUAACAAAAAGACAAAUUGAAAUGUUUUAAAAUUGCGUUGCUUUAUUUAACUUCGAACAUUAGGGUUAAGUUCCAUACAGAUAAAGUCCUUAUAAAAUUAUAUUUUAAAUAGUAAGUAAAUUAUGUAAAUAAUAGUAGAACAACUAUGUACCUGAAUGAGCAACGGAAGUAUUGAUUAUUAUUUACUGACAUUGUUACGUGUCUAUCAUCAAAAUGGCUAAUGAUUUUAUUUGAUAAGUGCAUACAAUUACUAUUAAUUUGUUAUGUGAGAUAAAGAAGUCUCAUAAUAUGUGAUAUUUUCUAACAACUUUAAACCAUUCGUGAAUGGGCAAAACUUAUUUAUGACAAGACAGAUGGUCCUUAUAUUUGAUUGAUAUCAGCUGUGACGGAAAUAUUGCGAAGCUGUUAUUGGUCGAAUAUAAAAUUUGUAAAUAUCAAAACUUCGGCGUCGCAGUAUUUGACUUAGAACAUCUAGUCAUAUAACAACAAAUAGAUACAUACCGUAGGUCCAUUUUGGUAAUGUCUAGGUAUGCUUUAUCAAUCAAAAGUACUAUCUACCUAUAAUAUGUGAUACAUACUUAUCAAAUCAAAAAUAUAGGCUACGUGCAUUUCUAUUUCCGAUUAUGAUGUCAUUUAAACGAAAUGGACCUUCAGUACAUAUCUAUUAUGUGAAAGGGGUAUGUAAAUAUAAAGGCGUAGGCCCACCAAUCCAGAUCGUAUAUGCACAAACACUAACCAAGUAUUACAAAUACAUAUUAAUUUAUAUCAACAUGGUAGCUUUAAGAUGUAAAACUCGCGGCUGUAUAAGAUACAGUUUGAUUAACGUCGUGCCACAUCCCAAUCUAGUUGAUCCAACUACAUUUAGGUUAUAUGAAACUUGAACAAACGUUUUGGAAUAUAUAUUCGAGACAAUCGAUAUUGGAAUCGAAUGACGCGCCUUGUCAAAACCGUAAAGAGAACUCCGUCCCCAAACUACUUAACAUGUCGCUUUGAAGUAUCAAUUCUAUAAGAAAUACAGGUGCUUGAAUACGAAAAUGCAUAGAACUAUAACGCACAAAAUGUGAUUGUUUGAUACCCGAAAUCGCCUUUCAAAUAUAGUUCAAAUGACGGUAGACAGAGGAAAUCUUCGAUUAUACUCUUGUAUCGAUAAACGAUUUAUAUUUUAGCUUAGAAGAUAAUGUAAAUAAUGCUUACAUAGUUAGUACUAAGUACCUUUACUUUAGAUCUUCACCUAUAUAGAAACAAAUAUUAAUUUCAUUUGAAUAUUUUUUAUGGAAUUUAUAAACGUUCAAUGUGAAGAACAUAUUAUAAGGCAACGAAGAGACUUACCAACAGACAUUCCCUGAGACUGAAACUAAUAGAGAGGCUAAGAUCUAAACAAUUAUUGUUAUCAACUACGACGCAGUUACCUGUUCCAAUUCAAACGCUUCGUGUAUUAUUUGUUAUCUGGAGUCUGAAGCCAAUCAAAAAUUUGAAAUUACAAUUUGACAUAUCAUCUGUUGAAAAUUUGAUAUAUAUUUUAAUAAAGGCCUAAGACUUAGUUUGGUGUCGUGCAAGACCUUACCAAAGAGGAUGUAAAAACUACGUAAUAAGAGGCGGGACUUCCCAAGCAAAAAUUAAAUUUAGUUUAGUAUGAAACGUGCAGUGAGAUUUGACAUAAGUUUGAAAUAGUAAUUACAAAAUGGCGAUGAGGUAUAAUCCGGCUAAGUUUGAAAGUGAAAAGUUGCAACGUAGUGGAUUUCGGCUACCUCCUUAUUUUACAAGAUUAUAGCCGGCAUCUAUCAAUCACUGCACGUUUCAUACAACCGCUUCUUUCUUAGAGAGUUUAUACCUUACAUUUCCCUGAGAUUUCGUCAAGGGGAGAUAUAUAUUUAUGUUAUCAAUUUCUGUACGGCAUUUAUAGGUUUGUACUAUGGACGAUUUGUUGUCAUUUUGUCUCUAAGAUUAUUAUCACUAUGUCUAAAAGCAUUUAGAUUUUUUGACAAUAAGAACAUCGUAGCUGCGUCAAAUUUAAAAUUUUAAUUGUAUAAAACAUCUUAAUUAUUGUUAUAAACAGUCACACUGUCAUCUUUCCAUUCCUGCCUUUUUCAUUCUAAGUCUCUGUUCUGUUAUUGAUUACAGCUUUAAAUGAAUAUUGAAACCGUAGUUAUAAAAAAAUCUCCAUAAAAAUGUGAUAAUGUCGGGUACCAAAGAGAGCAUAAAAAAAUAGAACAGAGAAACUUUUACCACCAAGACUUCAAUGAGGCUGUGAAACAACGUGAAUUCGGUUUGGCUCUAGGGAUAUUACAAUAAAUAAGUUAACUUGCACAAUAUAAAAUUUAAAAUAUCGAUGAAUUAUAUUUUUAUACCGACGAAAGUUUUUUUUUAAGCAGAUUGACUAAAGUGUCAAACGAAUGAAAUUUCCGCCAUAUUUGUUACCUGAUGACGUAAGAAAGUCGUCGAACUAGUCUAUUGCUCAAGAGAUAGAUAAAGUAUGUCAUGUGCAUUUAUUGACACAUGUUUUUAUCUCACACACAGUUCCAUAUUUAAUAAAGGUUUAAUUAAACUUUUGUUCAAUAGUAAUUUUAUUUUAUUUUUAAAUUUGUAAUAGGAAGUAGUGUGUCGUAUGAUGAGAUGAGGUACUUACCAAUAUUUUUAUUUUCGUUUUUAUAAUAAUUUCUAUAUAAAAAUAUAAGAAUUUCAUGUAAAAAUCCGGCAGUGUUUGGAAACUGUGUGUGAGAUGUGUAUGAAGUUCCGCUAAACCGAAUACCUUAGAUUAAGACCAAUUGUGUUGUACUUAUCCAUCUAUAUUUAUAUUAAAAGGGAAUGUGGAGAGCUAUGAGAAUUAAGAGUGUUUAACAACUGUUAUCUAUGUGUGUCUUUGUCUAUGGUCCACUUUAUUAUCUAUGCUUUACAGAUUAUAAUCGUUGCCGAGGGUGGGCCAUUGAGAGAUGUUUAUUGUUGUAAGAUCACGAUGUGUAUUCGAAUGUUUUUGAAAUUGUUAUCGAUUUUAAUUUUUGAUUUUUGUGUUUAACUGCCGUCGCGUUCCUUUUUACGUGUAAUUUGGUAUUUAGUAGAUUUAUAUUAAUAUUAAUUACUAAUUGUUUAUGUACCUUGCCUUGGCAUCGAUUCAAUAGCUAUUUAUUAAAUAUAUCCUAUAUAUUAAAUGUUGUUUCCCAUUUAAUCUUAUAAUAUAACUUAUAAUUAAAUGUAGAAAUAUUAAUGAAUAGAGUUUACAGUAUAUAUCGUACAGCAUAUUACUACUUCGACAUUUUACUUUCAGAAUAAUUUUAUUUUAAAUUACUCACCAUUGAGACAACUUUUGAAGGACCGGGAAAAAGCAUCUUUUUAAUCUUUACUGAUUUAUUCGAGAGAAAGUUGAAGAAUUAUGUCCUUUACAAAAAAUUGUAAUAAAAGGAUACCUAAAUUAUGUUAUUGCUACAUACUCUCGGUCUAUUGAUAUGUUUAUAUGAUCUAUAAAGACCUACAAUAUCAUAUUUUAAAAUCAUUAUUUUUAGAAGUCAAAAUGAUUUCGUUUAUCCGGAAACAGGUUAUGUAGGAGCUCUUAUUGGCAUUAUUGGCAAAUAAAGUCAUAUUAUUAUUGGUCAAAUAAAAUUUACCAUAAUAUUACAUUAUAUUUGUUUUUAUUUUUUUUUUAAUUUGUUUGACUUUAGAUUAGAACCAAAUAUGUACCAUAGAAUCGGAAUUCCUCCGGACCUCCGAUUAAGUAAUUUUGAGGAAUAUCUCUUUUUUUAUUUGAUCCGGAUAACCGGAAUUCAACUGUAAACUCUUUAUUUUAAUUUUAUUUUAUAAUUCAAGUAUAAGGGUAUUUAUUUGCGUAAAUGUAUAUCUAAUAACAACCAAUGAAUGAUAAAUUAAUCGCACCCGAGUCCUUUUUUCUAAUUAUUAUUUUCUACUUUAAAACCCGAUCGAUGUAAUUCCUUCUAAAUAUAAGUACAUUUACGCAAAUAACUGCAAAACAAUUUCCAAUCAUAUAUUAAGUCAUAAAUCUGAUUUAAUUAUACUUUCAUCUAUUUUUAAAAUGUAUCAAACAUUUUUGAAACGUAUUUGAUUAUAGUUGCUAAUAAUAUUUACCAUUAGCGUAGAUGUGACGUAAUUUGGCAUUUGACAUGACCUUUUUUCGUAAUUAGGCUAAGUAAAUUUAAAUUUGCGGUUUAAUCCUUCAACAUGUAAUUAAACGAAAUAUCAUCCAAUAAAAUCCAUUAAAAUUAAAUUAGAAAAAAAAACGUCAAAUUUGUUAUUCAUAUCAAAAAUAGAAAAUCUCUUUCUACCAUAUUCUCCGGAAAAAUAAUAAUGAAGUUAAUAUAGAAUAUUUCCCAAUCGCCGAAAGUAAAACAAAAUACAUAGUUACAUGUUGAUUGAACUGUCUUGAAGUUAUUUUAUUCGUUUAUAAAUAUUCAGAUGUUAUAAAUUAAGUAAUCUCCCAACGCCAUGACAUUGCUGUCAAGCUGUGAACAUUUUCAAAUAUAGAUAUUUAGAUAAUUUAUACGUCUAGAUAGAGCCUCCCGCUGUUAAGCAACGCUUGAAAACAGGCUAGGUUUAUUACUGUAGUGUGCAUGCACGAGCUACGUCUUACACUCGCGAUAUGUAUGACAAAGUAAAACAAAUGUUUUAGUGUGCGUGAGCUGCUGAAAAUAGUGAUAUCUAGACUUAUAAACUAUCUAAUUGUAGUUUUAUAUUUUAACAGGUAAUCUUGUUGUAGAAAUUAAUUAAAUUUCGUUUAUUUGAUGUUUAAAACAACAUUAUUAAAUAAAUACUUCUUGAUCCGAUUUUCAGUUUGCCGUAUUUAAUUUAACACAAACUCAAAAAACUAUAUUUAUAUCGGUUUAUGUGUCAAAACAUCUAGAACGCAACAAAUAAGAUAAUAAAAUACUUGAAAAUACACUGGCUUGCAAUUUUCAUGUUGUGUUAUAAAAAUAAAGUUUUUGUUAACUGUUUCACUUGCUUUUUUCAGUUGUCAAGGCGUUGGUCGCGAUGUUGUCAAUUAAACUUCCUUUUAAAACUAUUUGAUCCAUAAUUAUUACAAUAUCUUGUUUACUCGUCGUAGGUAUAAGUCGUAUAAUGUUUAGGUUUUAACCACAACUAAAAUGUGUUUAAGUCUACUGUCAGAAAUUUGAGAAAUUUAUGCUUAUGAUUAUUCAGAUUACCUAUGACUUAAAAAUAGCAGCUGUAACAUGUAGAAUAUUAAUAAUCAAUAAUCUCUUUUUAAAUAUAGAAAUGACAAAAUUGAGGUUAUAUAAUAUAUCAUUUAUCAAUAUCUAAAUCCAACAUAACAUGGAACUGAUAUCUAAAGUUUUUCAUCGCUGGCAGUAGGAUUACCAAUUAUUAAUAGGGGAUUGAAAUAUUUUAUAUACAAGCUUCACAUCGACUUAGUUACCGUUCCGUGCGGCGCGGCAUGUCUUCGACAAUCGACAAACGCGAGCGUGUAUACUUAUCGAAUAUUUUAUCAGUUAAUGGUGAAUAUUGUGUACUUACCGUUUAGUCAUAAGACACGUGUGUCUUUAGUGCAGUGAUGAUUUAAAGCACCGCGGGCAUCGAGUGUUUGAUGCUAGUGACAUUAAUUGAAAUAAUAGAUUAUAUUAAUAACGCUAAGUUGGCAGAAUCUACGCAUUAUACGACUAACCGAAAUAUCAGAUUAUCAUGGUAUGUGAUUUCCACACACUAGUCUUAAACAUAUUUUGAAUAUUGGAUUAAAAUAAUGUCUAAAUAUAUAUUUAUAUGGUUUAAAUAGUACUCAAUACAAUUGCACACAUGGUAAAUGUCAAAAUGUUGAACGUUUAUAAUGGUUGUUUUUGCAUAAAAGUGUCGUGAUCAAUAAUUGUAAAUUGGUCAAAGAUAUCAGUUUUUAGGAAACUCACUGAACAAAUGUCAAAACAACCACUAUAUGAAGUGCUUUUAAACUUUUAUCAUCGCGGAACUUUGACUUUGAACAAUGUGUCAAGAGUUUCUCGCCGCCUCCGCAGUUCCGCCAUGACCGCGAUUCAUGCAAUUGUCAUAAUAAUAACUAUAGAUAUAUGAAGUACGUGUAGUUAAAGCGGGGUUUUCACUAUCCCAAUUCUGGGUAUAUUUAUACGAGUGGUUGGAUAGUGUACACUCAGAUUCUGUUCUAAAUACCUUACAUACACCAUAGUCAAGCAUUGUCAAUGAGUUGUGUAAUGUCCCACGUUAGGUUACGGGUGAAACAACUAUUCUGCACAACACUUCACAAGUACACACGGGGAUGUCCGCUCACAAUGUCAACACAUACUCAAUUCAGACUAGAUGCCAAUACACUACAAGUUGCAUUAGAUUGGUUUUUUAACCAAAAUACCUACCUGAUGUGUUGCUUCAAGAUAUAGAAACGGUAGCGGACAUAUAUUUUAUGUGUUCAAAGUACAAAAACUAUUGAGGAAAAGUACUUGAAGAAAAUCGUAAAAUUUUAAUGCACUUUCAAAUGUGAUUAACGGGUUAUUGUUAGUAAUUUUAAUAGAAAUACCUUCUAGAGACAUCCUUUUAAUAGUUUUUUCCAAUUAAUCUGAAAUGGCGCCAUUAGUAACGGCUCGAGUCUACUCGGAUAGUGAAAACCCCGCUUAAUUAUUGUAAUGUUACUUCUGCAGUUUCUACUUCUGUUUUUUGACUAGUGUGUGGUAAUAAUUUUUGAAUAUCAAGGAGACUUGUACUUAUUUUUUUUAAUUGUUAACAAUAUCACGUAUAUCAUUCGAUGUCCAUCAUUUGUAUUUCAAUAAAUUAAUUCGUACGUAGA
Leptidea sinapis is the source of this 12728-nucleotide messenger RNA. RefSeq lists its product as uncharacterized. The transcript has 13 exons. NCBI's taxonomy places the organism in Eukaryota, Metazoa, Arthropoda, Insecta, Lepidoptera, Pieridae. Gene Ontology annotation, biological process: positive regulation of protein ubiquitination; SCF-dependent proteasomal ubiquitin-dependent protein catabolic process. The coding region runs from base 172 to 1551 and encodes 459 amino acids. Gene Ontology annotation, molecular function: protein binding. Gene Ontology annotation, cellular component: SCF ubiquitin ligase complex. The record is from RefSeq and is a predicted model, not a curated record.